This is a messenger RNA of Venturia canescens, 4434 nucleotides long. RefSeq lists its product as uncharacterized. Lineage: Eukaryota; Metazoa; Arthropoda; Insecta; Hymenoptera; Ichneumonidae. The transcript has 13 exons. Gene Ontology annotation, molecular function: histone deacetylase binding. Gene Ontology annotation, cellular component: cytoplasm; nucleus; prefoldin complex. Bases 399 to 4238 code for a protein of 1279 amino acids. The record is from RefSeq and is a predicted model, not a curated record. Gene Ontology annotation, biological process: protein folding.
AAAUAGCUCAAGUACUCGUGUUCGGGAUAUCGUUGCGAGUGUUAAAUAGACUGCAAUGGAUCUGAACUUCUGCCAAAUUAGAGGCUUACUUCUGGGAAGAAAAAAAGCAAAGAUAUUGCCGGUCCGACGGGCACGAGUCGGCCAGUUCUCGAAAUACGACUCGGUUCAACAGUUUGAACUUUAAAGUCUCAAAAUAAAAAGUAUAAUAAAAAAUCAAGUUCAUCCGGUGACUUUACUCUCAUCUUAGUUCAUGAAGCUCGGCAAUUGUGCGUGGAUCUUCGCGCACAAAAUCAUCAAGUCAUUUCUUGGAGAAAGAACAGCUGUUAAAAAUCCGAUAAAAAUUCGAAAACACCUUUGACCAUCUUAUUUUCGAGUGCAGGAAAAAUCAUACUGAAAUUAUGGACGUCGCUAAGGAAGUUAUCAUGUCUAUGAAGCAAACGAAGAAAUCCCACGUUGGAUAUGGCUUACAAAAAGAGAGUGAGGCACUUGUGAAACAUAUUCUCCUCAAUAUGGUCAAAUCGUCGUUACCAGACAUGAAACCGGACGUCAAGAACGAGGAGGAUUGUAUCCGGUAUCGGGAAGAAGGUAAUCAGCAUUUCGUUGCGGGUGACGAUAUCGAGGCGAUUACGAGUUACACGAUGAGUCUAGCCUACGCGGAUACGAACGAGUUAAUGGCUCACGCCUUGGCAAAUCGGUCGGCAGCUUUAUACAGGAAGCAAAUGUUCAAAGAAUGUUUUAUGGACGUCGACGCGGCCCUGGAUUUGGGGUAUCCGAAGGAAAAGCGUGAAAAAUUGAAAGCACGAGGAGUCAAAGCCGUCGAGGAGUUGAAGAAAUUAUUGAAGGAGACCGAGGCUAAGGAAAAAAACGGAGAAAAUGCGAAUAAGGAUUUGCCUUCAGAAGGGAAAGAAAAAUCUCUCGACAGCAUGGAAAGCUCACUGGAGAAAGAAAAAUUUCUUAUUAUUUCAAAACUUGAUAACAAUGGGGAAGAAAGUUCUGAGAUAAAAUUUACACCGAAAGUUGAAGAGGAUAAACUCACGAGUAAUUUGGAUUUGAAAGAUUCGAGCGCUAGUAAACCACCGAAACCACGUCAUCUGCUUGAUCCUGAUGUAAUGUCGUUAAAAUACGGUUCCAGCGAAGAAGCACCAGCUAACAGUGCUGGCGUUCGUAUAUCUUAUAACGCCGAAUAUGGCAGACAUUUGGUUGCAACACGUGAAUUCAAGCCUGGUGAUUUGAUCACGAUUGAGGCACCUUAUUCCUGGGUUUUGUAUCAAGACAAAUUCUACACCCACUGCCAUUAUUGCCUAGAAAGAUGUUACAACCUGAUGCCAUGUUCGAACUGUCCGUUGAUCCAGUAUUGUUCCGAGAAAUGUAGGAAAAUCAGUUGGGAAAAGUCCCACUGUAUGGAGUGUCCAGUUCUGGCGGUGCUCUUCAAUCUGCUCGAUGUCGACGAAGAAAAAAUUCGAACGUUAAUGAUGAUGAAAAUCAUGAGACUCGUAUUGACAGUGACGGAAAAUGGCAAAAAAAUAAGUGAGCUUCGUAAAGACAUGGAAAAAGCAGAAUGCAAUCCGGAUCCCAGAACUGCCGGGUUCACGGACGAGGGUAUUCUCGAUAGUAAAAGUGCAAGAUCAGCAUUGAGCUUAGCAACAAAUAUGACCACGAGACCAUUGGUUGGGGUUUGUGCAUUUGCCUGCAUAUCUGCUCUAACAGCCGUUCUUUUGGCUACUCAGACCGAAUUUUUUGGAAAAAAAUAUGAUGCUUCUGAUUUCAACACUAUUGAUGAGCUACGCGAUUUAUGGUUCUGCGGUAGCAUUAUGUUUCGUGCUUGCGUUUUGGUAUCUUCAAAUUGCUUCUCGAUGCAACUGGAUCCGGGUGUGAAGGCUGGUUCGGGGCUGUUCAUAGUGCACAGUUUGUACAUAUUUUAUUCAUUUUUUUUCUUGAUUUUCCUUUAUUUAUUAAAAUAUACAGUGCUCUACGGUAGAUUCCAUGGUUCGAUUAAUGAAUUGAAGAAUCUGGAAGAUACUUGUGACGAGUUGGAAUUGUUGGACGAUGAUGCUGUAAUUCCCUACCACAUAGGAGACGUUUUCAUAAAUCAAGGUCUACCCAAAACACAGGAAUGUCUUGAAAAAGCUAAGAAGAAGAAAAACGAAGAAAUUUUGGAACUGGAGGAGAAGUGUUCGUUUCUAAAAGGCAUAAUGAGCGACUUGAAAACCCAGUUGUACGCUAAAUUUGAAUUCGAAAACACCUUUGACCAUCUUAUUUUCGAGUGCAGGAAAAAUCAUACUGAAAUUAUGGACGUCGCUAAGGAAGUUAUCAUGUCUAUGAAGCAAACGAAGAAAUCCCACGUUGGAUAUGGCUUACAAAAAGAGAGUGAGGCACUUGUGAAACAUAUUCUCCUCAAUAUGGUCAAAUCGUCGUUACCAGACAUGAAACCGGACGUCAAGAACGAGGAGGAUUGUAUCCGGUAUCGGGAAGAAGGUAAUCAGCAUUUCGUUGCGGGUGACGAUAUCGAGGCGAUUACGAGUUACACGAUGAGUCUAGCCUACGCGGAUACGAACGAGUUAAUGGCUCACGCCUUGGCAAAUCGGUCGGCAGCUUUAUACAGGAAGCAAAUGUUCAAAGAAUGUUUUAUGGACGUCGACGCGGCCCUGGAUUUGGGGUAUCCGAAGGAAAAGCGUGAAAAAUUGAAAGCACGAGGAGUCAAAGCCGUCGAGGAGUUGAAGAAAUUAUUGAAGGAGACCGAGGCUAAGGAAAAAAACGGAGAAAAUGCGAAUAAGGAUUUGCCUUCAGAAGGGAAAGAAAAAUCUCUCGACAGCAUGGAAAGCUCACUGGAGAAAGAAAAAUGUCUUAUUAUUUCAAAACUUGAUAACAAUGGGGAAGAAAGUUCUGAGAUAACAUUUACACCGAAAGUUGAAGAGGAUAAACUCACGAGUAAUUUGGAUUUGAAAGAUUCGAGCGCUAGUAAACCACCGAAACCACGUCAUCUGCUUGAUCCUGAUGUAAUGUCGUUAAAAUACGGUUCUAGCGAAGAAGCACCAGCUAACAGUGCUGGCGUUCGUAUAUCUUAUAACGCCGAAUAUGGCAGACAUUUGGUUGCAACACGUGAAUUCAAGCCUGGUGAUUUGAUCACGAUUGAGGCACCUUAUUCCUGGGUUUUGUAUCAAGACAAAUUCUACACCCACUGCCAUUAUUGCCUAGAAAGAUGUUACAACCUGAUGCCAUGUUCGAACUGUCCGUUGAUCCAGUAUUGUUCCGAGAAAUGUAGGAAAAUCAGUUGGGAAAAGUCCCACUGUAUGGAGUGUCCAGUUCUGGCGGUGCUCUUCAAUCUGCUCGAUGUCGACGAAGAAAAAAUUCGAACGUUAAUGAUGAUGAAAAUCAUGAGACUCGUAUUGACAGUGACGGAAAAUGGCAAAAAAAUAAGUGAGCUUCGUAAAGACAUGGAAAAAGCAGAAUGCAAUCCGGAUCCCAGAACUGCCGGGUUCACGGACGAGGGUAUUCUCGAUAGUAAAAGUGCAAGAUCAGCAUUGAGCUUAGCAACGAAUAUGACCACGAGACCAUUGGUUGGGGUUUGUGCAUUUGCCUGCAUAUCUGCUCUAACAGCCGUUCUUUUGGCUACUCAGACCGAAUUUUUUGGAAAAAAAUAUGAUGCUUCUGAUUUCAACACUAUUGAUGAGCUACGCGAUUUAUGGUUCUGCGGUAGCAUUAUGUUUCGUGCUUGCGUUUUGGUAUCUUCAAAUUGCUUCUCGAUGCAACUGGAUCCGGGUGUGAAGGCUGGUUCGGGGCUGUUCAUAGUGCACAGUUUGUACAAUCAUUCGUGUGCGCCUAAUACGUUCAGGCACUUCGACGGUCUGACGAUGUUGACACGUGCCCAGCAGCCGAUUUAUCCGGGUGAUCAAAUAUUCACGGGCUACGGAGCAGAUCACGCUUACAUGACGUUAGCCGAACGCAAAGCGAAGCUCAAAGAGCAAUAUUUUUUCGAUUGUCAAUGUCCAGCUUGUGUCAACGAUUGGCCCACGUACUCCGAUAUCUUGAAAAACCACAUUGGUUCGAUUGCCAAGAACAAGGAUAUCGUGGAGAAACUGAAACCCUACAAAGAAAGAUUAUUGGCGAAUAAGUACGACGUUGAUGCGGUAAAGAGGGUGUUGGAGAUAUUACACAGCGAGGUGAAAAAACCUUGCGAAGAAAUACUUCACGCGGUCCAAUACCUCAAGAGUUACUAUCUCGGUAAAAUGUUCAAAUAGUAUAUUUUUACGCUUACCUGCUGCUUAUGUUUGUUUUAGUUAAUGAGCUUCAAUCAUUUACAGCGUUUGUUGUUUUUUACACCCGCUCGUUUGGCUUUGUUCGCUAUGUAAAAAAUUAAGUGAUUACACGCUUCUUCUUCGCUAUUUCGCUCAACCUCUUAUUAAUUAAUUUCUAUGACGAAAACGGAGAUGCUUC